This is a messenger RNA of Pocillopora meandrina, 8634 nucleotides long. The record is from the annotation of a GenBank genome assembly. NCBI's taxonomy places the organism in Eukaryota, Metazoa, Cnidaria, Anthozoa, Scleractinia, Pocilloporidae.
AUGCUCCCCCUCUUUGGUGGGUGGGCUUCAACCAGCAUCUUUCGCAUCAGUCAACAUUCUCCUCUCCAUCACAACAUUUCUUAGCAAUUCUCUAUCCUUGUUGCCCUUCACAAGGAAUCUGCCCUCCAUGCGCCGUCCAAACUCUUGUAUCGUUGUCUGAUCUUUUGGUUGGUCUUAUUGCUCAGCCUCUCUAUGUUACCUUUUGGAUGUCCGUGGUUCACGAACACUGGACUCUUUGUUAUUACGCAGAGACAGCAGCCUACAUCAUAGGCUCAGCAUUAUGUGGAGUUUCUUUGUUGACGAUGGCGGCAAUAAGCGUGGACAGACUUCUCCGCGCCCUGUUGGCAGGGCUGAGAUACAAAGAGAUUGUAACUUUGAAUAGUGUUUGUAUCAUUAUAGCUAACUUUUGGGUUUUAUGUCUUGUCGCCUCUUUAUGCGCCAUUUUCGAUCGGCGUAUAAUCACUUUGUGUGCCCAGAUAUUGAUACCACUUUUUGCUGCUUAUUUCACUCGCCUCGUACACAAAGAUAUUUCGCACUCUUAGAAAUCAUCAGGCACAAGAACAAGAUCAUGUUCAACAACAGCCGAACCAUCCAAGUGCACUGAACAUGGCGCGAUACAGAAAAGCAGUGUACAGUGCUCUGUGGGUACAGUCAGUAUUAGUUGUUUGUUACACACCAUACCUUAUUGUGAGAAUUGUUCUCACUUAUAGUACAACAUACUCAUCACAAUUAGGCGUCGUAUUGGCAAUGGACGUCAUAUUAGUUUUCUUUAACUCGACGUAAAGAAAACGUAAAGACAAGCAAUGAAGCAAACAAUCAGACAAGCACUUUGCUGUCCAUGGAGUUAGACCAUCUUACUCACAGCAGUCAAACACUGUGCAUGCACGUGUUUUGGAAAGAAUAGGAGGGAUUUGCAAACGCGUGUAUUACGUGAAGUGAAGAAGGAAAGGUUAAAUUCCUAUCUUUUCCAAAUUGAAUGCGUAAUACAGUUGAAAGAGGGUUUUCGGAGAAAGCUUAAAUCUUGGUCUUAUUUAAUGUUGAGAUAUAUCAACUUAUUUUUAACGCAGAUGCCUUGUUUCGACGAUGAAGGCAAAUUACAGAACCUUUCUUCUACCUUUGUCAGCACGGCCAAGCUUACGACUUCAUCACGCCGCCAAGCAAAGUGUAAAAAAAAGUACGAGAGUGAAAACUAGAUCAACAAUGUGUAUAAUUCUAGGCCUUUGCUUCUCAGCUAUUUCCCCAUCGAUGAAUAAAAUAAUGGUUUAAGAGUUAAAAUAAAUAAUGUAGAGUCGAAAGAAAAGUAAAUAUGUUACGAAACGAAUAAUUUAGUAUUUGAUGAAAUUUCGUACUCAAAACGAGGCCGAGGUUGUCAUGGCUGGAUGAUGUCUCCUCAGCUUCCUGCGUGCUUCAUAUCUUAAUUAACCCUUUAAAUCCCAUGACUGACCAAGACAGAAUUUCUCCUUACAAUAUUAAUACAAAAUCAACCAGAUUAGUAGUGAAAAUCAAGGAAAAUGUUAAUUUGGGGAUAAUUAGUUGAUCCAAUACUAUAUUCUCUGGACUAACAUAUGAGAAUUGUAUGACUGAUGGUAAGGAGAAAUACAAAUUUGAUCUGGGAGUUAAAGGGGUUAACACAAACUGUUUACUGGUUAAGAUGCAGUCGCUGUUCGGUUGGCGCGACACAGAGAGGCUGUGUACCUCUGGGGGCGCAGUUAGCGUUAGUUGUUUGUUGCGGACCAAUCUAUAGUAAAACAUACCCGUCACACCUAGUCGUUAUAUGGAGAGUAUCAAUUGCCUUACUUUUCUUUAACUUGAAGUUAUAUCCGUUCUUUACUGCUAGAAAAUUAGUGAAGUAAAACAAGCAGUAAAACAGGCAAUCAGAGAAGCACUUUGCUGUCCGUAGCGUUACCUCCUCCUCGGUUUGGUUUUGUAAGACUUUCAUUAAGUCAUGAUUAUUAUUAGGGAGCGCUCUUCAAAAUAUUAUUGAUUAAGCGGAAGAAAUAAGAAGUUCAGUAGAAUCGUUGUACGUCGAGCUUUUGUCAAUAGUCUUUUCAAAGAGUAAACGCUAGUGAGGGAAAUCUGAUGAAGGUAGAAUUGAAGAUCUGUGCGGCGAAUUUUGAUAAUUCCUUAGCAUACGUCCAUUGAUUUUGGACCACCACUUAUAAAUUAUUUACUUCACUUCAGUAUUACGAUGUAACUGUUGCAAUUAAAGUAGAAUUUUGAAAAUUGCCCCAGAGCAUCACAAAAUUACCUGCCGUUUACACGAGAGCUUUCUUUAUACAAAAACACCUUUAUUAUCUGUUUAUUUUAUCAUUUAAAAAAGGUAUUAUUAAUCUAUUUGUUUGUCAAAGAAAUUAACUUUUAGUGCUAAUUUGUACUUAAAUUUAAAUUCACUGAUUCAGAUUAGAAACUUGGCGCAGCACACCCAAACGCGCUAGUGGUUCGAUCGGCUGCAGUCGCUAUUCGGAGGAAUCAAAAUUUCCAGGAUAAAACCCCUGCUCUGUAUUAAAGAAUUGAAUGAGUUGUUGGUUUGUCUAUCAGCAAUUUUCCCGUCCGAAAAUAAAACAAUGGAUCUAAAGUUAAUAUCUUAAUAUAUAUACAUAAAUCCAUUUUCGAAAAGGUUGCUAUUUGAAAAAAUAUAUUAAAUAGUCUGUGUAUAUAUUUUCUUUUCUCAUCACAAAGUGUCUCUUUUUGAUGAGCAAAGAAAAUAUAUAUUUGUUUGAUAUAUAUUUUCAGAUUUGAAAGGUUUUUCAAAACCAGGUAUUUACAUAUAUUUAUAGAGCCGAAAGAAACGCAGUCAUGUAAACGAGGCCUAAAACAAGUCCGAAUCUGUCUUGACAAGCAGGUGUCUUCUUAACAACUUUUUCCUUCCUUAUUGUGCGAUAAAAAGCACGUGGCAGUUUUAGUGAGUUUGAAAUAUGGGUCAGGGUUGGUAAAGACGAAGCCUCUCCUAGAGCAAUUGUAAUUUUUUUAUCGACUGCUGACAAGCCUUGAGCGCCCAUCCCUUCAUUUUCCAUCUCGAUUAAUAAAUUAUCUUGUAACUAAUUGUCAUCACUAAAGGAGAGUCAUCAACUGUUUAAGAGAAUCGCUGGAACAAAAAUUGAAUAACUUUCCUUUUACAGUUGCAGAAAAUGGUUUGCUGGUGUGACAACUUGAUUUUGUUACUAUUUUGUUUUUAGUUCUAGUAGGAUACGAAACGGAGAGAAAAAAGGCUUCAAAGCGCAAUUAGAUACACAGUUAAUUUCAAAUAUUUUGAAACAAGUUUGUAUGUGUGACCGCAUACAUUAAUUUUGAAUAGUUGCGUAGUCUACGUAGUACAUUCGGUUGUUGUCACGAAUUAAAUUUUUCUCUUACAACAAUUGACAUCGCCAGCUUGAGCUUUUGCAUUUUUAGCUCUCCGUAGCUGAUAAUUCAAGUCUUAACUUCGCACGAAAGAUAUGGACCCUUAAUUAGCAUCCUAUUAUAAUGGAAUUUGAUACUGAUAAAGAGUGACUCUUUACCGAAUUGUAAAAAACACUGAAAUAACAGAUGUUUCUAUAUUUGCCUUUAGUUGCUAUUUCAUAACUGAGGAACCCAAAGGUUCCCGAGGAAAAAAAUAUUUUUUUGACCCAAUGGAGAAUUUCCAGUUGCAUUUUAAAUGAGUAAGUCUUUAUGCGACUGUUAGGCAGAAAGUUAGGCUUCAGUAGUCAUUGCUGCCAUUUUUCGUUGCAAGAACAGAGACCCACAAGAAAAGGGAAAAGCCGACGACAGAAUUAUGUUGAUAUCAAAUUUCAGUAGCGGCAGAAGUCACACGAAAUCGUAUGAAGAACUGAUAUGCUCUCCCUCUUUGAUGGGUGGGCAUCAACAACUAUCAAUUUGUUUCUUGGCAGUUUACAUUCUCCUCUCCAUCACAGCAUUUGCUGGGAAUUCUCUCAUCCUUGUUGCCCUUUAUAAAGAAUCUUCCCUACAUCCGCCGUCCAAACUCCUGUAUCGUUGUCUGGCGACCACUGAUCUGUUAGUUGGUCUUGUUGCCCAGCCUCUCUAUGCUACAUAUUGGAUGUCCGUGUUUCAAGAACAUUGGAGCCGUUGUCGAUACGCCAGGGAUGCAGGCUACGUCACAAGCUAUGUAUUGAUUUUAGUGUCUUUGAUGACGAUGACGGCCAUAAGCGUGGACAGACUUCUCGCCCUGUUGUUGGGGCUGAGAUACAAACAAAUUGUAACUUUGAAGCGCACGUAUAUCAUUGUAACUACCUUUUGGGUUUUUAACAUUGUCGCCUCUUUAUGUGGAAUUUUUUAUCCUAGUAUAAUCUAUUUGUACAGCUCCCUAGUUUCACCAUUUUGCCUGGUAAUAUCCUUCGCAUCGUACACAAAGAUUUUUUGCACUCUCAGAAAUCAUCAAGCACAAGUACGAGAUCAACAACAGUCGAGCCAAACAAAUGCACUGAACAUGGCACGAUUCAGAAAGGCAGUGGACAGUGCACUGUGGGUGCAGUUAGCAUUAGUUGUUUGUUAUGCGCCAAUGUAUACAGUGGAAAUUGUGGUCACUCGCACUAACAAAUAUUCAUUACUCUUAGUCGUCUUACGGAAAGUAGCAAUUAUUUUACUUUACUUUAAUUCGACUUUAAACCCGUUCCUAUACUGCUGGAAGAUUAGUGCAGUGAGACAAGCAGUGAAGCGGAUAAAGUCACGAUUAUUAUUAGAGAGCAGUCGUUAAAUAAGUUAUUGGAUAAAAAACCAAAUAAGUGGCUCAACGAAACAGUUGCGCAGGCUGUUAUCGAUAGUCUUUAUAUCUCCGUGAACAAUUUAACGACGGACUAAGUAGCCCCAGCUAUGUGUAAAAUAAGGUUUCUUGUCGCUCUGCUAAAAGAUAAGAUGUCAUAACGCAAGAAAAUAUAAGCAAACAUUUUACUGUCGAGUUUUCUACUCUUAGAAAUAAGAAAGCAUCAGAUAAAACUUCAAAGAGUAGUUUGAGAGAUGUGUUUGAGGCCGGUGUUGUGUGUUACGAUAAAACUAUUUCAACUAGUAUUCCUAUAAUUAAAAGAAAGCGCCUGACGUUGAUGUUGACGCUAAGUUUCCAUAAGAGACGGUCCAGCUUCAGUCUUGAAUUUGCUUUGUUAUCAGAAAAAUAUCCGUAAAGCUCAUGAGAAGAAGUCUUUGUUACUUGUAUAUUUAACUGAAAGGUACGAAAGUAAACGGAAUAAAAUUGACCAUCUCUGAUUGUUACAGAACUUUUUUACAGAUCUAUUGAUGUUCUGAAAUUAUAUUGGCAACAGCGAAAAACAAGUUUCGCAUCAUUUGUAUAGAGGUCACCAUAUGUCCAGUUUGUUGCUUAUGUAUCUUUAGGUUGUCUCUGAGUUUCACGGAUUUUAUUUCCUCCAUUUCUAAGUGAUUAACCGCUGUCCCUAAGUUCCACAAUUUUUUUUUUUAUUGAGUCGUUUUCAAGGCUUUGUAUAAGCUCAGACUUUGCUUCAAUAUCAUAUCAUCUAAUUAUCGCCCUAAAAACGACAUGUUUAUUUCACCCAUUAAAGAAGUGACAAAAUGGAUCUUUUAAGACUUAGGAGGCCCAUAUCGUAUUGUAAAACAAAAAAUAUAGCCCAUGUCUUUGUGUUUGUCAAGGGAAUUCUUUUUAUUUCUACACAAGACAUACAUCAGUAUAAUACCAGAUCAGCAUCUUCUGGUAACUACUAUAUUAACUAUUCUAGGCUUAAUCAUCAUAAAAACUCUUUUUCUAUCGUUGGGGCUAAAAUUUGGAACAUUAUUCCCGAAAGCUAUCGAAGUCUGCCGAAGCAAAAAAAAUUCAAAAUUCAAGCAUUACUAUUUGCAACUCUAGGAAGUCUGGAUAGUUAUGCUGACACUAGCACUCUUAUUUCUGAAAUAAAAAAGGCAUCUUAAUUAUAAUUCAAACAUAAUAUAUUAAUUUACUUUUUAUCACCUUUUCCCUCUUUUGUCAAAUAAUGUAUGCAAAAUCGAGUAAUUCGCAUAAUUGGUGUUUUUGUAAUUCGUGUUGUAUGUCCUUAACACCGCCUGCCUAGAUUAGCUCGCUAUUUGCAGGAGGUGAUUAUUGUACAAAGAUUUUCCUGCAAACUUAAUAAACUUGAACUUGAACUUGAACUUGUACAAAAACACUUUUAUUAUCUCAAUAACCAGACGUAGGAAGAAAGAAAAUUAGAUCAAAGGGUCACAUAGGCUAACUUUUCCUCGUUAUUGUUUAGUACUGUCUUCAAUAAAGGAAGAAUAUUUCAAUUGGGCACUCAGAUGACAUCUUAUCUUGAUGUACUGCUUAUUUCAUCAUUUAAAAAGAUGACAAAAAAAGUUGUCCUAUCGUAUUGUCAAACAGUAAUACAACCGAUGUCUAUUUGUUUGUCAACGAAAUUACCUUUUAGUGCUAAUUUGUACUAAAACUGAAAUUCUUUGAGAUUAAAAACUUGUCGCAGCCCACACAAACGCCUUUAGUAGUUUGAUCGGCUGCAGAAAUUGAAAAUUUUUGGAUAAAACUCUUACUCUGUAUUAAAGAAUUGGAUGAGUUGUUGGUUUGUCUAUCAGCAGUCUCCUAUUCCAAAAUUAAAACAAUGAAUCUAAAGUUGAUAUAUGAAUAUAUAUAAACCUAUUUUCGAAAAUGUUGCUAUUUAAAAAAGACAUUGUCAAUAGUCUGUAUAAAUGUAUAUAUUUUUUCUUUUCUCAUUACAAAGUGUCUCUUUUUGAAGAGAAAAGAAAAGGCAUAGUUAUUUGAUAUAAAUUUUCAAACAGGUAUUUACAUAUAUGUAUAACGUCGAAAGAAACGUAGUCAUGUAAACGAGACAUAAUACAAGUCCGAAUCUGUCGUGGCAAGCAGGUGUCUUCUUAACAACAUAUUCGUUCCUCAGUGUGCGAUAAAAAGCACGUGGCAGUUUUAGAGAGUUUGAAAUAUGUGUCAGGGUUGGUAAAGACGAAGCUUCUCCUGGAAUUUUUUAUCGACUGUUGAUAAGGUUUGAGCGCCCAUCCCUUCAUUUUCCAUUUCGAUUAAUAAAUUAUCUUGUAACUAAUUGUCAUCACUAAAGGAGAGUCAUCAACUGUUUAAGAGAAUCGCUGGAACAAAAAUUGAAUAACUUUCCUUUUACAGUUGCAGAAAAUGGUUUGCUGGUGUGACAACUUGAUUUUGUUACUAUUUUGUUUUUAGUUCUAGUAGGAUACGAAACGGAGAGAAAAAAGCUACAAAGCUCAAUUAGAUACACAGUUAAUUUCAAAUAUUUUGAAACAAGUUUGUAUGUGUGGCCGUACAUUAAUUUUGAAUAGUUGUGUUGUCUACGUAGUACAUUGGGUAAUUGUCACGAUUCAAUUCAAUUUUUCUCUUACACCAAUUGACAUCGCCAGCUUGAGCUUUUGCAUUUUUAGCUUUCCGUAGCUGAUAAUUCAAGUCUUAACUUCACACGAAAGAUAUGGACCCUUGAUUAGCAUCCUAUUAUGAUGGAAUUUGAUUCUGAUAAAGAGCGACUGCUUGCCGCGUUGUAAAAACACUGAAAUAACAGAUGUUUCUAUAUUUGCCUUUAGUUGCUAUUUCAUAACUGAGGAACCCAAAGGUUCCCGAGGAAAAAAAUAUUUUUUUGACCCAACAGAAAAUUUCCUGAUGUAUUUUAAAUAAGUAAGUCUUUAUGCGACUGUUAGGUAGAAAGUUAGGCUUAAGGAGUCAUUGCUGUCAUUUUUCGUUGCAAGAACAGAGACCCACAAGAAAAGGGAAAAGCCGACGACAGAAUUAUGUUGAUAUCAAAUUUCAGUAGCGGAAGAAGUCACACGAAAUCAUAUGAAGAACUGAUAUGCUCUCCCUCUUUGAUGGGUGGGCAUCAACAACUAUCAAUUUGUUUCUUGGCAGUUUACAUUCUCCUCUCCAUCACAGCAUUUGCUGGGAAUUCUCUCAUCCUUGCCGCCCUUUAUAAAGAAUCUUCCCUACAUCCGCCGUCCAAACUCCUGUAUCGUUGUCUGGCAACCACUGAUCUGUUGGUUGGUCUUAUUGCCCAGCCUCUCUAUGCUACAUAUUGGAUGUCUGUGUUUCAAGAACAUUGGAGCCGUUGUCGAUACGCCAGGGAUGCAGGCUACGUCACAAGCCAUGUAUUGAUUUUAGUGUCUUUGAUGACGAUGACGGCCAUAAGCGUGGACAGACUUCUCGCCCUGUUGUUGGGGCUGAGAUACAAACAAAUUGUAACUUUGAAGCGCACGUAUAUUAUUGUAACUACCUUUUGGGUUUUUAACAUUGUCGCCUCUUUAUGUGGAAUUUUUUAUCCCAGUAUAAUCUAUUUGUACAGCUACCUUGUUUCACCAUUUUGCCUGGUAAUAUCCUUCGCAUCGUACACAAAGAUUUUUUGCACUCUCAGAAAUCAUCAAGCACAAGUAGGAGACCAACAACGGACGAGCCAAACAAAUGCACUGAACAUGGCACGAUUCAGAAAGGCAGUAGACAGUGCACUGUGGGUGCAGUUAGCAUUAGUUGUUUGUUACACGCCAAUGUUUACAGUGGAAAUUGUGGUCACUCGCACUAACAAAUACUCAUUACUCUUAGUCGUCGUACGGAAAGUAGCAAUUAUUUUACUUUACUUUAAUUCGACUUUGAACCCGUUCCUAUACUGCUGGAAGAUUAGUGAAGUUAGAAAAGCAGUGAAGCGGACACUGAAAGAAGCUCUUUGCUAA